CCGAGGAAAGAGUUUAGUCAUUCAAACCUAAUUGCUGACCCUGGACAACGCAAACCAAUUGCUUCUUAUGAUCCAGCAAUUAGAGACCAAUUAAAGAGAGUGUAUGCUUUGAGUGGUCCAACCCAACCUCAUGAAUUUCAAUUUCCUUCUAAAUGUAUGGUUGGUCAAUGGAGAUCAUUUCAAAAGAUUUGGUUUGACGAAUUUGAUUGGCUAGAGUAUAGUGAGUCCAAGGAUGCUGCUUAUUGCUUAUAUUGUUAUCUUUUCUUUAAUUCGGGGAAGACAGAAAAAUUUGGAAGUUCUGUCUUUGCUCAUCAAGGUUAUCAAAAUUGGAAGAAUGCUAAGGAUACUUUUCAUAAGCAUAGUGCUUCGAAGACUCAUACAGAGGCCAGACUGAAGUGUGAUGAUUUUAUGAACCAAAGGACAAGUGUGGGUCAAAGAAUAGUUGAGGUAAGCACGGAGGAAGAAAAACGAUAUGAGAUUCGGCUGACAUCAUCUUUAGAUGUUGCAAGAUUUCUCAUAUAUCAAGGGCAACCUUUUCGUGGAGAUGAUGAGAGUUCUACUUCCCUCAACAAGGGUAUGUUUAGAGAGAUGGUUGAUUGGUAUAAGGAUAAGGUAGAUAUAGUCAAUGAUGCAUAUGAAAAAGGUUCUAAAAAUUGCCAGAUGAUAUCUCCUGAUAUACAAAAGGAUCUUGCAAAAGCUUGUGUUGAGGAAGUCACAGCUGUCAGUAUUGAUGAGAUCCUUGGUAGAAAAUUCUCAGUGCUUAUUGAUGAGUCUCGGGAUGUAUCAAUAAAAGAGCAAAUGGCAGUGAUUCUAAGGUUUGUGAAUGAUAAAGGGCAAGUGGUGGAGAGAUUUCUUGGGCUUCAGCAUGUUCAGAGUUGUACAGCUAUUGCAUUGAAAGAGGCUUUGGUCAGUAUGCUUUCAAGUCACAAUUUGUCUAUCUCUAUGCUUCGUGGGCAAGGGUAUGAUGGAGCCUCUAAUAUGAGAGGUGAAUUUAAUGGGGUCCAAAAACUGAUCCGUGAUGAGAAUCCUUAUGCUUUCUAUGUGUAUUGUUUUGCCCAUCAAUUGCAACUAGUGGUGGUUGCUGUUUCAACUUCUAGUGCAGAUAUUGCAGAUUUCUUUAACUAUGUUCCUUUAAUAGUCACCAAUGUGGGUGCAUCUUGUAUGAGAAAAGAUGCGUUGCUUGCAAAGCAUCAAGAUGUGUUGCUAGAAAAGAUUGAGAAGGGUGAGAUUAUGACUGGAAGAGGUUUAAAUCAAGAAAGUAGCCUAGCUAGGCCAGGAGAUACUAGAUGGGGUUCACAUCUUAAAACUUUGCUUCGCAUUUUGGUGAUGUGGGAGGCUAUCAUAGAUGUGCUUGAGAUAGUGAAGAAAGAUUCUAUUAAACCAAGAAAUAACGGUGGAGCUUUAGGUUUAAUUGAAAAAAUGGAGAGCUUUGGUUUUGUGUUCAUCCUGCAUUUGAUGAUACAAUUGUUGAGCAUGACAGAUAUUUUGUCACAAGCUUUGCAAAAGAAGGAUCAAGACAUAGUUGAAGCAAUGCAUUUGAUCUCAGAUGUGAAAGAUAGCUUGCAGGAUAUGAGGGAAAAUGAAUGGGAGCCAUUACUCAAAAGAGUGAUAACAUUUUGUGAGAAGAAUGAGAUUGAAGUGCCGGAUAUGGAUAAGGAAAUAAAUGUUAGAGGGACAUCUAAAAGAAGGAAGCAAAAGGUAACAAACAUGCAUUACUAUCAUGUUGAACUUUUUGUGGUCGCCAUUGAUGCCCUCUUGACUGAGAUGAAUCACCGGUUUAGUGAAACUAGUUCAGAGUUAUUAGUAUGUAUGGCUGCUUUUAACCCAAGGAACUCCUUCUCUAAUUUUGAUGUGGACAAACUAGUGAGGCUUGCUGAAAUUUAUGCCGAUGAUUUUGAUAUUGGUGAACUUGCUGUUUUGCCAAAUCAUCUUACACAGUUUGUCAACCAUGCUAGAAGAACUCCAGACUUUCUUGGAUGCACUGAGCUUGGAAAAGUUGCUGAAAUUAUGGUCAAGACUAAAAUGCAUACAUCUUAUAAAUUGGUUUAUCGUCUCAUUGAGCUAAUCUUGAUACUACCGGUGGCAACAGCUUCAGUUGAGAGAAUAUUUUCAGCCAUGAACAUUAUAAAGACAGAUUUGCGCAAUAAAAUAGGUGAUGAAUGGCUCAAUGAUUUGAUGAUAUGUUAUACUGAGAAGGAGAUAUUUAGAAAGAUUGAUAAUGGAAAGAUCAAAAAGCGGUUUCAAAAGAUGAAAAAGCGACGUAUGUUAUUGCCUAGAAAAGUAGUGGUUGCAGCUUCGGAGGAAUAA
Molecule: messenger RNA, 2307 nt
Organism: Sorghum bicolor (sorghum)
Lineage: Eukaryota; Viridiplantae; Streptophyta; Magnoliopsida; Poales; Poaceae
Product: zinc finger MYM-type protein 1
Exons: 3
Coding region: 157-2307 (716 amino acids)
Molecular function (GO): protein dimerization activity
Source: RefSeq, a predicted model, not a curated record